Molecule: messenger RNA, 1423 nt
Organism: Crotalus tigris (Tiger rattlesnake)
Lineage: Eukaryota; Metazoa; Chordata; Lepidosauria; Squamata; Viperidae
Gene: CD63
Product: CD63 molecule
Exons: 8
Coding region: 174-890 (238 amino acids)
Cellular component (GO): membrane
Source: RefSeq, a predicted model, not a curated record
GCCGAGACGAGGAGUAGUGACGCCCGCGGAGACAGAAGGCGCACGCGGGGCGGAGGAGGUGUAUAAGACGCGAGGAAGCGACGCUUUGCUUUUUACUACCGAGACGUAGCCUGUCGGCGAGGGCUUCUUCUUCUUUUUCUCUUACUUAAAGGAGGAAGAAAUAAAAACGCAAGAUGGGAGUGGAAGGUGGGAUGAAGUGUAUUAAAUACCUGGUGUUUUUCUUCAACUUUAUAUUCUGGCUCUGCGGAAUUGCUCUGAUUGCCCUGGGGAUUUUCGUACAAAUCGAGCUCAAAAACACCCUGGUGAUGACCGGCCCACCAUCAGCUUCUGCUGCUCCCAUUGUCAUCCUGUCCGUGGGCGUCAUAGUAUUCUUCAUCUCCUUUUUUGGUUGUUGUGGGGCAGUGAAGGAAAACUACUGCAUGGUCACCACGUUUGCUGUGCUGUUGACUCUAAUCUUCCUGGUGGAGAUUGCAGCUGCCAUUACAGGAUACAUCUUUAAGGACAAGGUCCGAUCAGUGAUUAACGAUGAAAUCCAGGAAGAAAUGAAUACUUACAACAAUAAAUCAGUCAUUCAAAAACCUUUGGAUGACUUGCAGAAGAAAUAUUCCUGCUGCGGAGUCACCAAUUAUACUGACUGGUUUAAUGUCACACAAUUCAAGCCUGGACAUGUACCCGCCUCCUGCUGCAGGAAAGCCAUGGCCUGUACCCAAAAUCCCACUCCGGAGAAUACUUUCGAUGUGGGUUGUGUGACAAAAAUAGAAGAGUGGCUGAAGAAACACAUUGUGAUUGUGGCUGCAGUUGCGUUGGGCAUUGCCUUCUUUGAGCUCCUGGGCAUCAUUUUUGCCUGUUGUCUCAUGAAAGGAAUCCGCAGUGGCUAUGAGGUCAUGUAAUAGUUUCUGUUCCUGUACACUUGGCUGUUAUGAGGCCCAAUCACAACGCUCUGGAAUACUUUCAUCUCCACUUCUCUGGGGAUACAGUUGACCGUCAUGUGCCAAUGGGACAGGGUUGGGUGCAUGCCUCUUCUUCUGUUGCCUGUUAGGAAAAUAUAUGCUGCCCUCAAAGGAUUCACAUGUUGCCUUAUCUCUUUUCUUUCUUUCCCAUAAGGGGCAGAUUUAAAUCCAUUCCUUGCACCUCACUGCAACUCCUAGACCUUGCAUUAUCCUUCGCGUGAGACUUGUGCGCCACCUACUGGGCAUCUGGUGAUACGUUCCUAGAGCCCUUAAUAGAUGUGAACAAGUAUAUUUAAAGACCUUAUUCUACCUUUUGAGUCCUUUCAAGUAGACUGUCUUAUGUGUUCAGCUAUUUCUCUUUUCCUUUGGAAAGGUAGACUCUUCAUUCUAUAUAAUAAGAAGGAAAAUUAUCAGGGCUAAUAUUUUUAGCCAGUAAUUUGCUAUUUGGAAAAUAAAAGAUACUGUUUCACCCA